Molecule: messenger RNA, 2330 nt
Organism: Hydractinia symbiolongicarpus
Lineage: Eukaryota; Metazoa; Cnidaria; Hydrozoa; Anthoathecata; Hydractiniidae
Exons: 6
Coding region: 288-1592 (434 amino acids)
Source: RefSeq, a predicted model, not a curated record
GUUGUUUUGUUUUUAAAGUAUUACUUUUGGCUUUGUUCUAUUAACGUUUUUUAUUAAAAAAUUUUUUAAAAUGUCAUUUAGUGGAACAUGAUAACAUUAGUCUCUUUGUCAACCAUCGUUUAUUUUAUUACUACACAAAUUUCACAAGCCUAAAUCUACCUUAAAAUAAAAAGAUAUCUUAACAACAAAUUUGAACGCGUUUAAAUCAAUACAUUUUAUUAAAGCAAUACAAGAAGAUGUAAGUUGUUGAUGUCGGUUAUGCCAUAAACACAGAAUGAAAAAAUAAUAUGAAUGACUCAAGCAAAUACAUUAUUAUUCAAAUCCAUAUUUUCCUGUUAUGUGGGCACUUAGCUUUUACUGCAGAUGUCAGAAUUUCCACAUCCUUUUUGGAAGCAACCUAUGGUAAUACUGUCGACAUGCAUUGGAAAAUAAUACUCGAUACAGGUCAAACAAUUAACAGUUUUACUGUGAAUUUAAAAUCACGGCCAGAAGAUUCAAUAAUAUUUGGUAGUGCAAAUUAUCAAAAUAUUGCCAACAAAGGGAAGGAGUUAUUUGGAAACAGACUCUCUGCUGUGUAUGACAAGACCACAAGUACCUACAGAGUUUCAUUGAAGAAUAUCCAGUACAACGAAACCUUAUCCUUUCAGUUAACUACAACUUUAAGCAAUCCAUUGUUUGGGAAGCAAACAACAAUUGAAAUAAAGGAUGUUAAAGGUAGCCCUAGAAUCUGUGGUAAAAGUUUGAAAUCUAUAUACACUGUAAGUGAUACUGCUGUGUUAACAGUUACACAAGAUAUAUGUGGACAUCCAAAACCUUUUGUGAAAUGGAAAUUAGAAAAAGACAACACUUUUAGUGAUUCGUUUAGUUCUUUGUUAAUGAGUAAUACAUCAAGAAAGUACAGAUAUAGCUUUGCAACACGCAACAUAAUACGUUCCGAUUGUGGGGAAAAAAUUAUGUUUAAUGCAAGAAAUAAAUUUGGAAACUUCAAUGGCAGUUCAACAAUUUACAUUUCCUUUAAACCUUCAAAGAUCACGUUAACAACAUCGUACAGAUAUAAUGCAAGCUGUGUUUAUUUGACUUGGCAUAAAGAAGAUACUGGUAAUUGCUUAUUGACAUAUCAUUUGAAAUUUGAUGAUAAAGAUGAUGUUUACAGCACCUUCAACACAAAUUUUAAUCUCUGUCAUUCAUCUUGUGCUGCAAGUGCGUCUGUUUGGGCAUCAUACAAAGGAAAUGCUGGUUAUAAAAAUAGCAUUAACCUCCGUUCAAUACCAUCACGACCAGAUACUACCAUCAUGCCAAGUUCUAGAACAACGACUAGAGGGAAAGCUACGCAAAGCCCAGAUCACUGUCAGUACGCUAGUGAAAAUGCAUUUGGCAUUACCACUAUAGUAAUCACUAUAGUUACCACUAUAGUAAUUGGAGUGAUUUUCAACAUCGUUAUUUUUGUGAUUUUGAAACACAAAGGUUUUAUAAUAUUUAUCAAAAAUCCUAAAAAAAGAUUGCAACAUACGAAACGAAGAAAUGAUGAUAACUAUGAAGUAACACAAAUAACAUCAUCUCAUUAUGCCGAUCUGAACGUCAAAUCUGUGUAACCGAGUAUUUACGCUGAUUUAACGAAGGCAACAGAUCCAACGAAAAAGUAUGCCGAAAUUGAGUUAAGCGAAAUAAAAAGAAAUAUGCAUGCUAACUAACACAUUCCAGCCGGCACACCAACGUCGAAGAGACAUCGUAGCGACGUCGACUUUUACGUCGGUGCGACGUCCGCUUUACGUCAGAAUGGAAAGUUGCGCAGACGUGGAAGUUCGAUGUCUGUACGACGUCAGAGCAUAACAUCCUAUCGACGUCGUGGCUACGUUUUAUAGGCAUCUACCGAUGAAACAAACGUAUAACUGCGAAGUUAACCGACGUUACAGCGACUUAGCUGCGAUGUUAACAGACUUAAAAAAGAGGCUCUUUAAAACAAAAAGUGAUUUUUAAAAUUAUUUCCUUUUAUAAUCAACUAGUAUUCACAUUCGUUAAAUUACACUAAUACCAAAAACACUUGAUAACUCAUAUUUAUUUACUAUAACUUUAUGUUCUCCAGCAUAAACAUUUUUCAUAACCUCUGCAUUUUUCACGUCCGUCUUCAUUAUCGAAAGGACUUUUCAUCGACUUUUUCUUCUAUUUGCUAUAGAAAGAAAAUAAAGGUAUUAUAUCUAACUAGUGAUAUAAAUUGCAAGUAGAAUUUGUCACAGAACGAAGAUAUACGCUUUUUAUAUAAGAACAUUUCUCGGAAAUCACAAGAUGUGUAAUUGCAAAGCUAGGUGUUCAAAGAAAUAUAUAUUAACAUA